Scophthalmus maximus (turbot) is the source of this 2189-nucleotide messenger RNA. RefSeq names its product lymphocyte antigen 6 family member pge (gene ly6pge). The transcript is spliced from 3 exons. The record is from RefSeq and is a predicted model, not a curated record. Gene Ontology annotation, molecular function: acetylcholine receptor inhibitor activity. Lineage: Eukaryota; Metazoa; Chordata; Actinopteri; Pleuronectiformes; Scophthalmidae. The coding region runs from base 511 to 882 and encodes 123 amino acids.
UGUCCAACUGAAGUAGCUGCAACAUUUACAUCAACUAUAUCCCUAUGGAAUAAUGGCAUACCUGCAUAUGCAACAACAAAAUGUUGCUGAAUACAGAUCUCUCACACGCACAUGUAAAUCAUUGGACAACAAUCACCCCUUGGCAAAUUAACCUUGUCCUGAAGAAACUACAUGGACACCUGCUGUAGCAGGGUGGUGUACUGUAAGAGCUGGGCCAGGUGGGGACAGGGACAGGAAAGGUUAGAGCCAAACUCAGGAUGGGUGUGGCUUGAACAAGGAGGAUAAGUGAGGUGAAAGGUGCAGGAUGUAUCCCAGUACACGUCUGACUGAAGAAGCAGCUGCUGACGCUGAACACAGAGCUGUGGACCCCAGUGGAGGGGCUGGUAGUCUCCCGGACGGUACAGGAGGGGAUAUUAGCUCAUCUGAUCUCAGAUUAAGCUCAGGGGGUUUUAGGAGCAAACAAACUGCUUUUCAUUGUGUGAUCGGGACGACCAAAGCACCACCGGCGCCAUGAGAGCUGCCCAGCACUGUCCACUGCUCCUGCUUUCCCUGGUCCUGCUUGCAACCAACGGUGAGGCCCUGCAAUGUUUUACCUGCAUGGGCUCCAACAAUGAGGACUGCAACCGGCAAGGCUCCAAAUCAUGUCCCAGCUACUCUGACGCCUGCGCUGCAGUGGUGGGCCAUGACAGUGGGGUGAUGAAGUCAUGCUCCUACAAGUCUUUCUGCAGUCAGGCCAACAGCCAGGGCUACAGAGCACCGGGUGUCAGAGUUCACUGCUGCUACAGUGAUGACUGCAAUGUGACAAGCUUCGCCUCACAGCUGCCAGGAGUCCACUAUGUGCUGCUGUUUCUGCCUCUGUUGUUCCACCACUUUUUCAAGUAGAUGUAAAGCACAACUUCAUCAUGCCAACAAGUAUCCACCUGAAAGACAAAUGCAGAAUGCUGUGGGUCUCAUUUGUCCCACUUUCAACCAUUCCACUCCAUUCAACGUAAACAUUGACACCCUGGAGUUGCCGAAGAGCUUGAGGUUCUAAGUGUGACUGCGUGGAUUAUAUGCACCAUGUUGGAUUGAAUCCAUUAAGCGGUACUCAAGUAGAUGCGACUUUCAGUGGAUUUCACUAAGCCAAUAAGUAGAGGAUCCUAAGGGAAGUGCUGAAAUAACAGGCAGGGAUAAUUUAUUAUUUGCUUCCUACAUUGAAGAGGAGAUGCUGUUUGAGUUCAUUAGCCACACCACCCUGGUGUGAUGCUCAGCAUACCAUUUGUGCAGUUACGGAAAAGAGGAUGAAGACUUACUCUUUGUGUUUUUCCUCAUCACCUUUCAAGUUACAAUUUAAUGAAUUCAAUUUUUUUCUUUUUUAACCUACAUAUGCCAAAGUAUUUCAGCAUAGUUCGUGUUGCAGGAGAUGUCACUGUGGCUAAAUAUGGCGCUAAGAGUGUGUCGUUGCAUCAUCAGCCUGCUACCUGCCAAUCAAACAUCUGACGAGCCGUGUAGGAUAACUUGGAAGGUGGGUAGAAAAUGUUUCUCACACACUGCAGAUCCGCGUAAGCCUUUUACAUGGCCAGGCCCGUUACACUCGAUGAGGUUAAUCCUCUGCGUUUGAAGUCACUUAGAGAAUUACUGAGUUUAUAAACAGAGUUUGAGCCCACCGCAGAGGAUGAGGCCGACUGCAGAAGUUGAGGCUACUGUAUAUGUUGUAUAGAAAUAACAGUGUCAAUUUGUUUGGAACUAAUUUUGUGAUGCCCAUUAAAUCUAUAACAUGCAGCUGCUUGAGUCUAUACAUUUUAGUUAGUUAUUUAAACUUGUGUGAGUCAGAAGUCACACUACGUUGUAUUAUAUAUUAAUAUAUAUAUUAAGUCAUCGCAUGUCUAUAAACUGCACACUCCAAUCUUACUGUGUGCGCGCAGUCUUUUCCUUGUUUUAUGUACAGACUCUCGUGGAUUAAAUGUAAAAUUCAAAUGUAAUUUUAAAAAACAAAACAAAAAACGGGAUGCCUAUCGUUUGUCCACAGUUUAUACAGUAUAAUAUUGUAAGGAAACGUAUUCUACUACUGAAUGGCACCAAUAUGGCAUUUACAGACUAAUUCAUUAUAAUUCUAUGUGUAUGCAAUCAAUAUAAAAAUAAUUUUGUGACUGCCCCUCUGCAAAUGUGAUUCUUUCUGCCCUAAAAUCAAAAUCAUAUGAAAACACUUA